This is a messenger RNA of Pyricularia pennisetigena, 1122 nucleotides long. RefSeq lists its product as uncharacterized. The record is from RefSeq and is a predicted model, not a curated record. NCBI's taxonomy places the organism in Eukaryota, Fungi, Ascomycota, Sordariomycetes, Magnaporthales, Pyriculariaceae. Bases 1 to 1122 code for a protein of 373 amino acids. The transcript is spliced from 2 exons.
AUGGAAGCCGAUAACCUGAAAGCAACCAAGGCUAAAGUAUGGGCCUACUUCGAAGGCAUACAGACAUUUCGGUCCAAGCCGCUCUGCAACGCUCUCUGCGAAAACAUGCACACGGCACCUCUCCGCUGCAUCGGCUGCGGCGCGGCCACAUACUGCUCCAGGCACUGCCAGCGCGCCGACUGGCCGCUGCACAAGAAGCUGUGCGCCUCGUACCGCCCGUUCCUGGCCACCGCCACCGACGACCAGCGCAGCGAGUUCAAGGCCGGCAUCCUGUUCCCCGCCGGCAAGGACACGAGCCCCCGCCUCGUCUGGAUCAGGUUCCGACCCCGCUUCGGCAGGGAGGAGGAGUGCGCCAGCCUCGUCAUGAGGGGCCUCACGCGCUCCGUCGCGCUCACCUUUGAGCUCGUGCCCGACGUCGCGCCGCUGCUCGGCAAGCCCGGGACCGGUGGUGGUGGCGCGCAGGUUGUCAUCGCCAGGAGCGGCGGCAGCGGCGGCAGCGGCGGGGCACUUUUCCACGCCGUGCCCAGGACGGAGCUGUGUCUUGCGCGCUGGGACGACGCCGGCGAUCUGCCGGCCAACGAGAGCAUUCUCGGUCUGCUGGCCGCGGGGAUGUCGCUGCGCAAGUACGAUGGCCACGGCGCGUCGUCAGGCCCCGCACCCGGUCUCGGGGAGGACGAGCAGCGCAGGACGGCUUACUUCCGCGGACCGGUGCUCAUGUACCGGCAGGCGGACUAUGGAGACCAGGGGGAGGAGGCGGCGGCGGCGGCCAAGAGCGGCAUCGGACUCACGACGGUGCGGUUCGCCGUUGGUCAGGAGGCCGAGGACGUGACGCCGAUCGACCUGCGGUGCGCGGUCGAGUCGAUGGCGGCCUGCCAGCGCACGAGGCCCGUCUUGGACUUUGUUCCCAUCCCCCAGACCGCGGAGGACGGGGCUCGGGGUGGGGGUCACGGUCACGAGAGGCGGGAGGACGAGCGGGGCGGUGGCGCGGAGCAGAGCGUCAACAAGAGGUUGAGGAUGAUGAAGAAGCGGAACAGUCACAAGCAUGAAAGGCUCAGGCGGCCCGAGGAGAGGAUAUGGACUGCUUGGCAGUCAAAGGCCAAGACGGCGGGCAAGACGGAGUGA